UCUCGGAUUUAUUAGUAAACUUCGGCAUUCGCACGUGUUUUGUCCCUAUGUACUUUUAUAAGGAAUAAAAGCCCCUCAGUGGAAAUGAAAUAAAAAUAUGAAAUAUAGGGCAAAUUGUUUGUAUUCGUUAUAUAAUACUGUAUAGUUAGUAAAAGAUGAAUCGUGUUUUUUGUCUAAGAUAUAUCCAUACUUAUAGGAAAUUAAUGCAUUUUUAUGAUUAUAAAUCCCUAAAUUACCGUAUAAACUAUUAUGACAAAGUGGGAAGAUAUCAACUUUCAACUCUACAAAAAACUAAAGCCAUUUUAGAAUCUAAACUUUCAAAGAAUAAAACUGAAAUUAAAAUAAAAACUCAACCAUAUGAAGAAUUAUUAAAGGUUUUGGAAGCUAGGGAACAUAGUUUAGAAGACGAGAGUCAAUCUAAAGAAGAAACAAGUGAAAAUGAUCUUCAGACAUCAACAAUUAAAAACUAUAGUAAUGAAAUUUCUGCUACAGAAAAAGAUCCUAUUGUGCCUUCGGAAAAGACUAUUAUUGAUUCUAUUGACAAUGAAGGAAUUUUUGCUGUAAAAUCUUCUUUAAAGAGCAAAAAGACUGCUGGGAGUAAGGCAAAAGAUAAAGAAGGUGAGAAAGUUAAGGCAACAAAAACUGAUAAAACAAAAGACAAGCUAUCAGCAAGACAAGAAUAUAUAAAACGAUCAACAAGGCAUUCAUAUGCUUUACGUGCUUUGAAAUCUUAUAUAGAAGUGAAUAUUAAUGCCAAUGAGAUGGAAAAGGCUCAGAUUUAUUUAAGAAGACAAAUGUUAUUACUGAAGAAAAAAUACCAAUUACAAAACUUAACUGAUGUUGAGUUGUACAAUUUAUUGAUUUGUGGUUGGGCUAGGAAGGGUAGAAUUGAUAGAAUCAAACAUGUAUUUUCUCUGAUGAAAGAAGAUAAUAUGUCUCCUAACUUGCAGUCAUAUGCUGGCUAUUUAGAAGCUUUUUCUAACAGCAAAUAUAUGGAUGUUAAUGAAAUUCAGAAUGUUGUUGAUGAAAUGAAAACAAAGGGUUAUGUUCCUGAGGACAUUCUGAAGAAAUGUAUAUUUAAAGGAGAUCAAAGGGAAAAGAUUAUUAAGGUUCUCGGUUUUGUAGGUGCUGAUAUAUCUCCACUUCCUCCUGAAGUUGGUGAAGCUUAUUCAUGCAAACUUCUUCAACCAUUAAAUGAUAAAUCUUUUGGGAGAGGUGAAAGAUUUCCAAGUGUUUGCUAUGAAGAAAAAGACAUUUCUACCCUUGCUUCCAGUCAGCUGGAAAUUGAAAGUCAAUACAGCUUGCAGAUAACAUCUGUCGAUGCCAUUAAUAAAGUCAAUAAUUUAACUCUUAAAUCUAGAAAAUAUUUAGAAGAAUGCACAAAUAUGUGGCGAAAAAAAAUAACAGAGGCUAUAAAAAAUUUCAAAAGUAUCGAAAGAAAUUGUCACAUGCGAGGAUAUCAAAAAGAAGAAUCGAUUUAUCCUUACAUUGCUGUAGUGGAUAAUGAUGUUCUUGUUAAUUUAUUGUUGCAGCAAGUCAGAGUAAUGGCUGAAACUGGCGAAUUUUUUAGUCCAAAUGAAAAAGUUCUGUAUAAAGAGAUGGGUGUGAAAGUAAUGAAUCAUUAUUUUGUUUGGCUGAAUAAAACAAAUCAAGUAACUGAUAAGGUGACUUUAAUAUAUAAAGAAUACUUGCACUAUCUUUUGGAUCCAAAAUUAUUAGCUGAAUAUUCUCCAAGAGAAUAUUGGGAAUAUUUAAAAAACCAAAAUCCAAGUGGUCCUUCAAUAGAUGUUGCAAAUGUCCCUUGGCCUCAUGGUGCUUUGGUAAAAAUUGGAAGCGAGUUGUAUGAUAUUCUGCAAAGGACUGUUGCUUUUGAUCCAAAUAAAAUACGUCAUAAAGCUUCAAAUAAAUCUGCUGUAACUCCAGCUUUCUUUGUAACCUAUGAAGAUGAUUGGGAUGGUGUUGAUAUGAAAAUCUCAAAACAUAUUGGGACUCAUCACUUACUAUGCAAGCUUUAUCGUGAGGCUAAACUUCCAUAUUUGGAAUUUGAUGCAUCAUUAGUUCCAAUGUUAUCUCCUCCUAAACCAUGGGUCAAGCACGAUUCCGGUGGCUUUUUAAUCACAUCAACUCCAUUUGUCCGGUUUAAUGAAAAUGCUAUUCAUCAAACAACUUAUUAUUCCACUAUACCUUCAAAGCAGCUAAAUCCAUGUUUUGAUUCCUUAAAUAGUCUUUCACUUUGUCCUUGGAUAAUAAAUAAACCUAUUCUGGAUUUAAUCAUUGAUGUUUUUCGAAAAGGUGGAAAUGAAGAAUUAGAUGUGCCUUUGAAUCCAAAUAAUUUUUCACCAGCUCCAAAAAUUAGUUCUUUCAUGUCUAAAAGAGACAAAGCCAUAAUUUGGAAACAGAAAAGAGAGUUAAAAAAGAAAAAGUGUGAAGCAAGCAGUUUGUGGUUCGACUGUCUUUACAAACUUAGCAUUGCAAAUCAUUUUCGCGAUAAAGUUUUCUGGUUCCCACAUAACUUAGAUUUCAGAGGACGUGUAUAUCCCACCCCACCACAUUUUAAUCAUUUAGGUAGUGACUUGAUUCGCAGUAUUUUAUUAUUUGCGGAAGGACAGCCUCUUGGUAAAAAUGGUUUAGAUUGGUUGAAAAUACAAUUAAUCAAUCUCACUGGAUUUAAGAAAAGGGAUCCUCAUAGGGUAAGAUUGGAAUUUGCUAAUGAAAAGAUUCCUGAGAUUUUAGAUUCAGCGGAUCACCCAUUUGAGGGACAACAAUGGUGGAGAACUUCUGACAAGCCAUGGCAGACACUUGCCUGUUGUCAGGAGCUGGCCAAAGCUUUGAGGCAUCCUAAUCCUGAAGAAUAUGUGUCACAUUUCCCUAUCCACCAAGAUGGUUCUUGUAAUGGCUUGCAGCACUAUGCUGCUUUGGGCCGUGAUGAAUUGGGUGCUGUUGAAGUUAAUUUACAUCCUUCAGAUGCACCUCAAGAUGUCUACAGUGGCGUAUCUGCCUUAGUCGAAAGAGAAAGGCAAAAAGAUGCAGCCAAUGGUGUAGAAGUUGCACAAAAGUUAGAAGGAUUUGUCAGAAGAAAGGUUGUUAAGCAAACAGUCAUGACAUUUGUAUAUGGUGUUACAAAAUAUGGUGCUAAGCUUCAAAUAUUAAAACAGUUGAAAGAUAUUCCAGAAUUUGAUGAAAAGUAUUAUCACGAGGCAUCCCUCUACUUAAUGCAGAAAAUAUUUUUCAGUAUUAAGGAAAUGUUCACUGCAACCCAAGAGAUUCAGGAUUGGUUUACCGAUUGUGCUGAACAUAUAACUAGAGUUUCUGGUGAACCUUUAGAGUGGGUGACCCCUUUGGGUUUACCUGUUAUUCAACCAUACCAUAAAGAAAUAACUCUUAAAAGUGGCAAAUUUUCCAUUCAAGGGAAGGAGUCAUGUUUAAAUUAUACUAGUCAUUUUGAACCUUAUCAGUCACCCAAUAUUAGAAAGCAAAAAAAUGGGUUUGCACCAAAUUUUAUUCAUUCUUUGGAUGCUAGUCAUAUGAUGCUUACUUCAUUAUUUUGUCAAAGGCAAGGGAUAACAUUUGUUUCUGUUCAUGAUUGUUACUGGACUCAUGCUUCAACUGUUGAAAUAAUGAAUAAAAUAUGUCGUGAGCAGUUUGUCUCGCUGCAUAAAGAACCAAUUUUAGAAGAUUUGUCAGCAUUCUUUUUAGACAAAUAUGCUCGAGUUGUGGAUGAACAAAUUCAAGGGAAGAAGCUGAAACAGAAUAGUGCAAAAAUGAAACUAAGAGAGCUAUUAAGUACAGUGCCUAAAAAAGGCACAUUCAAUUUAGAAAAAGUCCUGGAAUCAGAGUAUUUUUUCAGUUGAAAAGAAACUAACAUGCCUGGUGCAUGUUGUGAGCCAUUUUAAUAAAUUAUUUUGUGAAAACCAACACAAUCUUGUAAAUAAACGAUAUCUUUAAUUAUU
Molecule: messenger RNA, 3950 nt
Organism: Argiope bruennichi
Lineage: Eukaryota; Metazoa; Arthropoda; Arachnida; Araneae; Araneidae
Gene: mtRNApol
Product: DNA-directed RNA polymerase, mitochondrial-like
Exons: 32
Coding region: 156-3851 (1231 amino acids)
Biological process (GO): mitochondrial transcription
Cellular component (GO): mitochondrial DNA-directed RNA polymerase complex
Molecular function (GO): protein binding; DNA-directed RNA polymerase activity; mitochondrial promoter sequence-specific DNA binding
Source: RefSeq, a predicted model, not a curated record